This is a messenger RNA of Merops nubicus (carmine bee-eater), 926 nucleotides long. Its product is annotated as L-gulonolactone oxidase-like. Gene Ontology annotation, molecular function: flavin adenine dinucleotide binding; D-arabinono-1,4-lactone oxidase activity. The transcript has 7 exons. The record is from RefSeq and is a predicted model, not a curated record. Gene Ontology annotation, cellular component: membrane. NCBI's taxonomy places the organism in Eukaryota, Metazoa, Chordata, Aves, Coraciiformes, Meropidae. The annotation marks the transcript as partial.
CUUUGCUCCCCUCUUGGCAGGUCGUGGCACUCACCCUGCUGACGGCCUCGGGGGAGAUCCUGGAGUGCUCUGAGUCCAUCAACGUGGACAUCUUCCAGGCUGCUCGCCUGCAUCUUGGCUGCUUGGGUGUCGUGCUCACCAUCACCUUCCAGUGUGUGCCUCAGUUCUACCUGCAGGAGGUGACCUUCCCCUCCACCCUCACCCAGGUCCUUGAGCACCUGGAUGACCACCUGAAGAGGUCCCAAUACUUCAGAUUCCUCUGGUUCCCUCACAGUGAGAACGUCAGCGUCAUCUACCAGGAUCCUACCACCAAGCCCCCCUCUUCCUCUGCCAGCUGGUUGUGGGAUUAUGCUGUUGGCUAUUAUUUGUUGGAGUUUCUGCUCUGGAUCAGCACCUUCGUGCCCUCCUUGGUGUGCUGGAUCAACCGCUUCUUCUUCUGGCUGCUCUUCAGCUCCCGGGUGGAGAACGUUGCCAUCAGCUACAAGAUCUUCAACUACGAGUGUCGCUUCAAGCAGCACGUUCAAGACUGGGCCAUCCCCAUUGAGAAGACCAAGGAGGCUCUGCUGGAGCUGAAGGCUGCCUUGGAGAACAACCCCAAGAUGGUGGCUCACUACCCCGUGGAGGUGCGCUUCGCUCGGGGGGAUGAGAUCUGGCUGAGUCCUUGCUUCCAGAGAGACAGCUGCUACAUGAACAUCAUCAUGUACAGGCCCUACGGGAAGAACGUCCCCCGCCUCAACUACUGGCUGACCUACGAGGGCAUCAUGAAGAAGCACGGUGGGAGACCACACUGGGCAAAGGCCCACAGCUGCACCCGGAAGGACUUUGAGAAGAUGUACCCAGCCUUCCCCAAAUUCUGCUCCAUCCGGGAGAAGCUGGACCCAGCAGGGAUCUUCCUGAACGCCUACCUAGAGAAGGUGUUUUACUGA